Molecule: messenger RNA, 2983 nt
Organism: Corapipo altera (White-ruffed manakin)
Lineage: Eukaryota; Metazoa; Chordata; Aves; Passeriformes; Pipridae
Gene: TUBGCP3
Product: tubulin gamma complex associated protein 3
Exons: 22
Coding region: 176-2899 (907 amino acids)
Biological process (GO): microtubule nucleation; spindle assembly; meiotic cell cycle
Cellular component (GO): equatorial microtubule organizing center; centrosome; gamma-tubulin small complex
Molecular function (GO): gamma-tubulin binding; microtubule minus-end binding
Source: RefSeq, a predicted model, not a curated record
GUUAAAAUGGCGCCGUAGGCGGCGGCAGGAACGGGAGGUGUCGCCGGGUCCCUGCGCUGCCGAGCGGGCGGCGCGUCCUCGCCUCUCUCCCUACUUCCCUCCGCCGUUCCGCCGUGCCUCCGGCCCUGCCGCCCGCUCCCUCUGCCCCGCACCUCCUCCUGCCUCCCGCGCGGCGAUGGCGACUCCGGACCAAAAAUCCCCCAACGUUCUGCUGCAGAACCUCUGCUGCCGCAUCCUGGGCAAGAGCGAAGCUGAUGCAGCCCAGCAGUUUCAGUAUGCAGUGAGAGUUAUUGGAAGCAAUUUUGCUCCCACCGUUGAGCGUGAUGAAUUUCUUGUAGCGGAGAAAAUCAAGAAAGAACUUGUGCGACAAAGAAGGGAAGCAGAUGCUGCUUUGUUUUCAGAACUCUACAGAAAACUUGGUUCACAGGGCGUUUUGAAAAACAAGUGGUCAAUACUCUACCUCCUGCUUAGCCUUAGUGAAGAUCCACGUAAACAGUCUAACAAGGUGUCAAGUUAUGCCACGCUUUUUGCUCAAGCAUUACCACGGGAUGCUCACUCAACCCCUUAUUACUAUGCCAGGCCUCAGACCCUUCCACUGAAUUACCAAGACCGCAGUGCUCAGUCUGGACAGAGUUCCUGCAGCAUGGGGAGCAGUGGGAUCAGCAGCAUCAGCCUGUAUGCCCUAAAUGGGCCGACACCAACUCCACAAUCACUCGUUCCAGGACAAUCCUAUCAAGCUCCAGGUGUUGGAGAAUGCCUCCGUCAGCAGUUGGGAUCACGUCUCGCAUGGACUUUAACUGCAAGCCAACCUUCUUUACAAAGCACUACCUCAAAAGGCUUUUCAAAUGCUGUGUCUCGUGGUGUGCCAAGGUCUAGGCGAGAAGGGGAUACAAGUGGCUCUGUUGAAAUAACUGAAGCAAAUCUUGUAAGAGACGUUUUAUAUGUCUUCCAGGGAAUAGAUGGCAAAAACAUCAAAAUGUGCAAUUCUGAAAAUUGCUAUAAAGUAGAGGGAAAGGUGAGCUUGUCCAAAUCUCUGAGAGAUACUACAAGUAGACUUGCAGAGCUGGGAUGGCUACAUAAUAAAAUAAGAAAAUAUACAGACCAGAGGAGUUUGGAUCGUGCAUUUGGACUUGUGGGACAGAGUUUUUGUGCAGCCUUACAUCAGGAACUUAAAGAAUACUACCGGCUUCUCUCUGUUUUACAUUCUCAGUUGCAACUGGAAGAUGAUCAGGGUGUGAAUUUGGGACUUGAAAGCAGUUUAACACUUCGCCGCCUUCUAGUCUGGACUUAUGAUCCUAAAAUAAGGUUAAAGACCCUUGCAGCACUCGUUGAUCACUGUCAAGGGAGAAAAGGUGGUGAACUAGCCUCAGCAGUUCAUGCCUAUACUAAAACAGGAGAUCCCUACAUGAGGUCUCUGGUUCAGCACAUUCUUGGCCUCGUAUCCCAUCCUGUACUGAAUUUCCUUUAUCGCUGGAUAUAUGACGGAGAGCUGGAGGACACAUACCACGAGUUUUUUGUAGCUUCAGAUCCUACUGUUAAAACAGAUCGGUUGUGGCAUGACAAAUACACUCUGAGGAAAUCAAUGAUCCCUUCUUUUAUUACAAUGGAGCAAUCAAAAAAGGUCCUCCUAAUAGGAAAAUCCAUAAACUUCUUACAUCAAGUUUGUCACGAUCAAACUCCAUCCACAAAGGUGAUUGCUGUGGCAAAAUCUGCAGAGUCUUCAAAAGAUGCUGCUGAUUUGUUCACAGAUCUGGAAAAUGCCUUCCAAGAGAAAAUUGAUGCAGCUUAUUUUGAGACGAGCAAAUACCUGCUGGAUGUUCUCAAUAAGAAGUACAAUUUACUGGAACAUAUGCAGGCCAUGAGGCGCUACUUACUACUUGGGCAAGGAGACUUCAUCAGGCAUUUAAUGGACUUGCUCAAGCCAGAGCUUGCACGACCAGCUACAACCUUAUAUCAGCAUAAUCUAACUGGAAUCCUUGAAACAGCAGUGAGGGCAACGAAUGCCCAGUUUGAUAAUCCCGAGAUUCUCAAGCGAUUGGAUGUUCGACUUCUGGAGGUAUCUCCUGGAGACACUGGAUGGGAUGUCUUCAGCUUGGACUAUCAUGUUGAUGGGCCAAUAGCAACGGUGUUUACACGUGAGUGCAUGAGCCACUAUCUAAGAGUAUUUAAUUUCCUUUGGAGAGCGAAGAGAAUGGAGUAUAUCCUUACUGAUAUAUGGAAGGGGCACAUGUGCAAUGCAAAGCUGCUGAAAAGUAUGCCAGAGCUUUCUGGGGUGCUGCAUCAGUGUCACGUUCUGGCAUCAGAAAUGGUCCAUUUCAUUCAUCAAAUGCAGUAUUACAUUACAUUUGAGGUGCUUGAAUGUUCAUGGGAUGAACUCUGGAACAAGGUCCAACAAGCACAGGACUUGGAUCAUAUCAUUGCAGCUCAUGAAGUUUUUCUGGACACAAUCAUAGCUCGGUGCUUGCUGGAUAGUGAUUCAAGGGUACUUCUCAACCAACUUCGAGCAGUUUUUGAUCAGAUCAUUGAGCUCCAGAAUGCCCAAGAUGCAAUGUACAGAGCUGCUCUGGAGGAGUUGCAGCUGAGGUUGCAAUUUGAAGAGAGGAAAAAACAGCGUGAACUUGAGGGCAAGUGGGGUGUAACUGCAUCAGAAGAGGAAGAAGAGAGCAAGAGGAUGAAAGAAUUUCAAGACUCAAUACCUAAAAUGUGCUCACAGCUGCGAAUACUCACUCACUUUUACCAGGGAAUCGUCCAGCAGUUCUUGGUCCUGCUGACAACCAGUUCUGAUGAAAGCCUUCGGUUCCUCAGCUUUAGACUGGACUUCAAUGAACACUAUAAAGCAAGAGAGCCCAGGCUGCGGGUGUCGUUGGGCACUAGAGGCAGGCGAAGCUCACACAUGUGAACCAGCUGCUAAGGACUGCACCUCAGUAUCCGAAGGAUGUUGAACCUCUUGUUGGACACAGCAAUCAGUGUUGACAUAAUGCAA